AUGGUUAUCAAUCCCAUGGAUAUAUGUCAAAUGGGUCCGCCUGAUGGGAGAUUUUGCGGAUUCAAGGUUAUGUACACAUAUAAUAAGGAAACCUAUCAAUGUGACGAAUUCUGGUUCCCCGGAUGCACUACGGCUGACACAAAUGCAAAUCUUUUCAGUGAUUACAACUCUUGCGAUAAACUUGCCGAAAUGUGUAGGCGAUCUUCGAUCACUACAACCCCUUCACCUACACCAGCUCCGUUCACAUUCUUCCCUCCACCGCCAUCAACCACAUCCUCACCAUCUCCGUUCACAUUCUUCCCCCCACCACCGUCGACCACUUCUAUGCCAACCACUAGCUGGUCACCACAGCCACCACCUACUUCUCCUAUACCAGGCCUUGGGUUUUUGGGUGAAAAGCGAAGGCCAGGGCCUAGGGGCCGCUUCAUUGGAGGAGGAGGUGGUAUGGGAGGCGGAGCGGGAGGAAUGGGUGGAGGGGGGAUGGGAAGUGGCGGAGGUCCUUUUGGGACAUUUCCUGGAUUGGGAAGUGCCCUGGGUGGUCCUUCACCAACUAUAACUGCCGGUAAUGGGGAUGAACAAGAUCUUGGUCUGUUGGGACUUAUUCAACAAGGGCUCCAGAAUGCACAGGCUAUUCGGAAAGGAGGCCCUGAAGGGAAACAGGCCGCUGCAGCUGCUGCUGGCCAAAUCCUUCAGCAAUUCACUGGCUUCGAUCUCAACAAUCUGGGUGGAAAUUUCGGGAACAUAUUCGGCGGAUAA
Messenger RNA from Strongylus vulgaris, 756 nucleotides. The record is from the annotation of a GenBank genome assembly. Lineage: Eukaryota; Metazoa; Nematoda; Chromadorea; Rhabditida; Strongylidae.